Molecule: messenger RNA, 2092 nt
Organism: Oncorhynchus masou masou (cherry salmon)
Lineage: Eukaryota; Metazoa; Chordata; Actinopteri; Salmoniformes; Salmonidae
Exons: 8
Coding region: 525-890 (121 amino acids)
Source: RefSeq, a predicted model, not a curated record
GCUAACUCGUGUUUGGCUCGGUCCAUCUCUUUGCUUGUUCUGCCCACUAUGACUAUUUUGUUCUCUUAGAAAAGACGGGCUGUGGUCUAUCUGGGUAUAGUUACACAAAUAUUUGAUGUAACGAUAGCACAGUGACUUUGAGGGCACGAAAGUGGUUACAGAUUAACAGGAUUUAACGCGUUUUCCUAUGAUAAAGUUAGUCCAUGGUCGCCACCGGUAGGACACUGCCGGUACCAUAAUGGCUCCAGUAGUGAAGCUGGCGGCGAUCUCCACAGCAAUGGGAAUGGCCUCGUUUCAAAUGUAUGCCAUGAGUGAGGACAAAACAUAAACUGUGCGGCUCUCCCCUAGAGAGUUGUCCAUCUAUGCUCUAGACCCUACAGCAACACACUACCUGGAUGAGCAGCCUGGAGAUCUGCAGAGUGGGCUGGGUGUUGUCCGAGUGGGGCUGCGGCCAUAUGUUAGAGCCGUUAAGAAUGCUUAUACCUCUGUCAAGGUUGGAGCUGUAACAGUCUAUACUGCUGGACAUGAUGACUGGGCAGAAGAUGUAUGCAGCCAACCAGUACACCACCUCAUAUGUGGCAUCAACCUUUAAAUCAAAGCCCAAAGAAGUAACUCCCCCAACUAAGCAGCAAGCCCCACCAACUCCUAUCCCUGAGACAGAAAUACCUGAGGCAAAGCCCCUCCCUGAAGCUGGAUCAUCUGAACCAGUCAUGCCUGCUGUUGACGAGGCUACUCCCUCUGAACCUGGCUCUGCUCCAGUCCCCAUAGAGGAGGGAGUUCCAUCCGAGGCUGAACCUGCCCCUCAGCCCACCACAGAGGUGGCCCCUGCAGAGGGUUAUAUUGACACUGAGCCUGCUGCAGCUGAGGGAGUGGUGUUGCAAGAGUGUUGAGACGACCCUUGUGCCUUCUGUUGAGACGGCCCCUGUCGAGGAGCCUGCCCCUGCACCUCCCGCUGAAGAGAUUCCUCCACCUGCCCCUGUUGAGGAGUUUGCUGCCCCACCUACAGCUGAAGAGACUGCAUCUACACCUGUUGAGGAGGUUGCUGCCCCACCUACAGCUGAAGAGACGGCAUCUACACCUGUUGAGGAGGUUGCUGCCCCACCUACAGCUGAAGAGACGGCAUCUACACCUGUUGAGGAGGUUGCUGCCCCACCUACAGCUGAAGAGACGGCAUCUACACCUGUUGAGGAGGUUGCUGCCCCACCUACAGCUGAAGAGACGGCAUCUACACCUGUUGAGGAGGCUGCUCUUCCAGCUCCAGCAGAGGAGCCAUCUGGGAUUGUAAUAGUAACUGCUGGGAAACCCAAAUUUGCACCUGACCCCAAGCUAGUUGACCUGGGCCAGGUCAGCCCUGAGGAUGAAGACCUGUACAACAUGCGUGGAUGAAGAACGACAGGAGGAAAAGGAGAAGGUGGAGAGGAGCUUGCAGUUUACAAAGACACCCACAGAGAGCAUGGUGCAGGCCAUCAUCUGCAUCCACCACAACACAAGGUUUACUUACCAGCGCUUACACGGAGUGUACAAAACAUUAAGAACUCCCUUUGCCUUCAGAACAGCCUCAAUUUGUGGAGUCCACAAAUUAUGUUACUAACCAAACUGGACCAUUACACUAAAUAUAUAUAUAUAUAUAUAUAUAUAUAUAUAUAUAUAUUUUUAAUAGGGACUACUUGGGUCAUGGCUAUGCUGUCACUUUUUUUGUCAGCCACAUUCACGUGGUGAAUGCCUGUUAUUAGUCCGGUCAGUCUAUGCAAAUAUUUUCCAUGUGGCAUUUCGUAAACGAGUGAGCCGUUUUAACACACAUCCAUGUUUUUAUAGCAUUUGUAAGACUUUAUAGAACUACUGAGUUGAACCUUUUUGUAAAACACCAAUGUUUAUGGAUUUGUGCAGCUCUUGCACAAGUUAGACACUCACAAAUAAGCCCACAUAGAGGAACCUGGAAGUCAUGUUACAUUAUGAACUGGCCAGUUUGAUAUGUGUGUUUGGAUCAUUGGAAUAAUGUCCUUGUACUUGAUGUCAGUUAGUAUUUUCAAAAGGAAAUGUUUCAAACAAAUUUGUUUGUAUUUUAAUAGAACUGUCAACAUAUUUAAACGUU